Molecule: messenger RNA, 938 nt
Organism: Exserohilum turcica Et28A
Lineage: Eukaryota; Fungi; Ascomycota; Dothideomycetes; Pleosporales; Pleosporaceae
Exons: 3
Coding region: 1-741 (246 amino acids)
Source: RefSeq, a predicted model, not a curated record
AUGAAGUACUUCACAGCACUACCUUUGGCCGCUGCCUUGGCCGCCGCCGAGAUGCAGGUCAUGUCACUUGCUCCCGCGGCUCCAGCCGACGCUAAGAUUCACCACGUCGUUGUUGGCGGAGCCCAACCCGGUGCGGGAGGCAUGAUGGUGCCCAAGCUCGAAUACACGCCCGACACCAUCGUGGCGGCCGUCGGCGACAUGGUCGUUUUCCAGUUCAUGGCCAAGAACCACACGGUCACGCAGUCAGCCUUUGCAGAGCCUUGCAAGAAGAUCGACGGAGGAAUGGACUCUGGUUUCAUGCCCAACCCGGACAGCAAGCCCGGCGUCACGUGGAACAUGACGGUUAAGACGACGGAGCCAACCUGGUUCUACUGCAAGCAAAAACAGGGCGAGCACUGCGGCAAGGGCAUGGUCUUCUCCAUUAACCCUGCGACAACGGGCAACAAGACCAUGGCCGACUUCAAGGCCCUGGCCAUCAAGCAGAACGGCACCAACCUUGUGGGAAGCGGCCUCCAGAGCACGGGCGCUGCUGCUGCCGCCCCUUCGACUGUCACCGUCUCUGCAGGAGCCGGCAUGGCUACCCCACCUCCCGCCGCGGCGGCACCUCCAAGCGUUGCCCAAGGCAAUGGCAAGGACGGACAAGGCAUUGCUUGCUCAUGCCAGUGCCUGUGCGGCGUGUCUUCGUUCCCUCAAAACGCCGCCAUCAACAACUUUGGUGGCUUUGCUGGUAUGAUUUCGUAAACGAUCACGGCGAGAUGGGUAAAAGAUUUAAUAGAUUGGUCGACGUGGUAGUAUGGCGGAGGAGAAGAACAAGAAGGAGGAGGGAGAAUUCUCAUGAUGGGUUCCGGGCGAAGAAGCUUCUGGUUGAGCAUCUCCCGGGACCCUUUACACCAUUCAUCAUUUGCUAGGGCGUUCGCAUUAUACCGUAAUCCACCUGC